Molecule: messenger RNA, 2364 nt
Organism: Dromiciops gliroides (monito del monte)
Lineage: Eukaryota; Metazoa; Chordata; Mammalia; Microbiotheria; Microbiotheriidae
Product: zinc finger protein 79-like
Exons: 4
Coding region: 641-2152 (503 amino acids)
Biological process (GO): central nervous system development; regulation of transcription by RNA polymerase II
Cellular component (GO): nucleus
Molecular function (GO): RNA polymerase II cis-regulatory region sequence-specific DNA binding; DNA-binding transcription factor activity, RNA polymerase II-specific
Source: RefSeq, a predicted model, not a curated record
GGUCUCGAGCCUGGUUCUACAGCUGCUCGGGUCGCUCCCUGCUGUCCCCGCGCUAGUGGGGGGCGUGGGGGGAGCAGCGGCGUCACGAAGCUGGGCCAGGGCGCUCCGACGGCGCCUCUGAUGCCCGGCGCCUGCUCGGUCCACCUUCCCCGCCGCCGCGGCCCCGCGGGGGUGCUCAGGGCCGAGGCCUGUGGCCCCCCGCCCCCGCUCCCCGAAGCAACCCCCGGAGACCCCAGAGCCUGCAUCCCCACGGGCCUGUGGAGGGGCAAAAGCAAAGUGCGCUACGUUUGCAAACUCAGCUGACCUGGAUUCGAAUUCUGUCCCUUCCCCCUCCCAGCCGGUUGACCUUGGGCUUCUUACUGGCCUCUAUGGCCCUCGGGUGAUACAUCCUUAAAAUGACCCCCGAGGACUCUUCCCAGGGAACUGACCAUAGCCCUUCCCACAGUUCUUCGGGACCGAGGCAGGAGAAUCACGGAAAAAACCCUUUUCUGGCUUAGCUGCUAAACCUCCUUCUCCGAGUCGGGGCUUAAGGGAAGCCUCCCGUCUCCUCCAUCCAGAGGCCCUCCAUGAGGCAGCAACCUAGAGCAUCCUACCCCAAUGCUGGAAGAAGAAGGAAUCUGUGGCAUUUAAAGAUGUGGAAAUGGACUUCACUCAGGAGGAGUGGGGGCAACUAGACCUUCCUAAGAAAGACCUGUACAAGGACCUAAUGUUGGAGAAGUACAGGAACCUUGUUUUGCUGGGGCUUCCAGUUUCUAAACCUGAUGUGAACUCUGAAUUGGAGCAAGGAGAAGACUCAUGGAUACCCAGGAAAGAAAUCCCAGGAAGCACCUGCUCAGACUGGGACACUGUACCUAAGUCCAAAGAAUCACCUCCAAAUCCUGACUUUUUUGAAGAUAACUCAAUUGUGCCUGAAGAAGCAAUAAUGGAAACACUUACAAGAACUGGUCCAGAGGACACCACAUUUCAAGACACCUGGGAAUGUGAUAACAGACUAAAGAGGCAGCAGGAAAACCAAGAGAGAGAUUUAAGGCAAGUAAAAAUCACUCACAAGAAACCUUCCCCUGGAGAGAGAGCUCAUGAAGGUAGUGAACUUGGGAGGAACUUUGGCCUGCGGUCAGUCCUUGUUACACAACAGAGAGUGCCUAUAGGAAAACGCCUCCUUAAAUAUAAUACACAUAGGAAGAAUUCAGACCCACUUAAACAUCAUCAGAUACAUGCCGGAGAAAAACCCUACACUUGUAAUGAUUGUGGAAAAGGUUUCAGUUACUGCUCAUCCCUUUCUCAGCAUCAGAAAAGUCAUACUGGAGAGAAACCAUAUGAAUGUAAUGAAUGUGGAAAAGCCUUCAGCCAGAGCUCAUCCCUUGUUCAGCAUCAGAGAAUUCAUACUGGAGAGAAACCCUAUAAAUGUAAUGAAUGUGGAAAAGCUUUCAGUCAGAAUGCAAACCUCACAAAACAUCAGAGAACUCAUACUGGAGAGAAACCUUAUAAAUGUAAUGAAUGUGAGAGAGCCUUCAGUGACUGUUCAGCCCUCAUUCAACAUCAGAGAAUUCAUACUGGAGAGAAACCCUAUGAAUGUAAUGAAUGUGGAAAAGCCUUCCGCCACAGUGCAAAUCUCACAAACCAUCAAAGAACUCAUACUGGAGAAAAACCUUAUAAAUGUAUUCAGUGUGGAAAAUCCUUUGGUUAUUGUGCAGCCUUUAUUCAGCAUCAGAGAAUUCACACUGGAGAGAAACCCUAUAAAUGUAAUGAAUGUGGGAAGGCCUUCAGUCAGAGUGCAAAUCUCACAAACCAUCAGAGAAUUCAUACUGGAGAGAAACCCUAUAAGUGUAAUGAAUGUGGGAAAGACUUCAGCCAGAGUACAAACCUCAUAAUCCAUCAGAAAAUUCAUACUGGAGAGAAACCUUAUGAAUGUAAUGAAUGUGGGAAAGCCUUCAGUGAUAGCUCAGCCCUUAUUAGACAUCAUGUCAUUCAUACUGGAGAGAAACCCUAUGAAUGUAAUGAAUGUGGGAAAGCUUUCAAUCAGAGCUCAUCUCUUACUCAGCAUCAGCGAACUCAUACUGGAGAAAAACCCUAUAAAUGUAAGGAGUGUGGAAAAGCUUUCAGGUGUAGUUCAGCCUUCAUCAGACAUCAAAGACUCCAUACGGGAGAGUAAACACAGGACUGUAAUGAAAGCAGGGAAUUUUUGAGUCACAUAUUUUUUCUUUUUUUUUUAAAACAGUGGUCUGUUGUUAGGAAGAAGAGACUCUAUAAGGGAUUGCAAACUACUUGAGGUCAGGCUACUGUUAGAGAUUUUUCCUUUUACAACACCUAGGCCAGGGCCACAUAACAGAGGCUCAUUGAUUUAAUAAAUGCUUGUUGAUUUAA